Pararge aegeria (speckled wood butterfly) is the source of this 1834-nucleotide messenger RNA. RefSeq lists its product as uncharacterized. The transcript is spliced from 11 exons. The record is from RefSeq and is a predicted model, not a curated record. The coding region runs from base 174 to 1742 and encodes 522 amino acids. Lineage: Eukaryota; Metazoa; Arthropoda; Insecta; Lepidoptera; Nymphalidae.
UGUUCUUUACCGUUUAGGUAUACACCGGCAUUGAUUUUCUUAGUUCUAUCGUGUUUAUUUCAGAGCAGUAAAUCACCAGUGGCCUCUGAAGUUUUCACCUUAUAAAAAAUAAAAUGAAAAUUUGCAUUCUUUGUAUUAUUAAUUGAAAUUAAUAAAUUAAUUCGUAGAGUAAAAUGGAUUUCUUGCCGCAAUUAAAGAGUAUAACCUGGUGCAAACCCAAUUGGGCGUACCUUAGUGUGACAAAGGAAACCAAUGAAUUUCUGACCAAAUGUAAAGAAUUGCAGAAGCCAGAUCCCUUUGAUGAUGUUGAGGAAAUCAUUAAAAAGAGUGAUGCAUUCCCUAUAAAAUUUCCCAUAGAUACUGUGAGAUUAGUACAGUUAAAAUCAAAGAGACCAAUAGAGAGAUUGAAAAAAAAUAUUGUAUCAACAUACCCAUUAAUUCAUGAAAGAGUUUUAAUAUUAAUGACUCGCUUCCUCACAUACAAAAAGCAAUUUGGUUCAAACAUUGAAAAGGACUUUUAUAAAGAGAUGACUGUACAGCAAUUCAUUGAAAGAAUUUUGAAAAAACGCGCGGCCAGCUUCUACGGGCCGAGUGAUAAAUAUCUCCUGCUUACUGGUGAGACGGGAGCGAGCGGUUGGGAACUAGUAGGUAGUUCCGAACAAAAAGAACCCCUGUUGUUGGAGAAUUGCUUGAGUUACGAUGAACUAAAGCUAUCUGCUAUGGUCUAUGUGAGCGGAUACACCGACUGCAUCAAUGAUGGCAAUAGGAAGAACUCUGGUGUUGUGAAAGACGAUGACAUCGAAGAUAACGCUGUCAUCAUUGGUUUAAUUGGUCCGCGUGUUAAACGACGCGGCAAGAUGGAUCAUGAAGACAUCAUUGUGACUAGGGAUCAGAACAUUCAGGAGCACGGUUACGGGUUUGCGAACAAACCGCAUCAGCGGAACAAACUGUUGUGGAGGAGGAUGUGGUGCGAGUUCUAUGAGAACGAGAAUGUGACGUAUGAAAAGACGACGAUACUCAUCGAUAAACAAAACAAAUACGAAAGCAGGCCCUACAUAGAUCGAUACCAAUACAAAAAGAGAUAUAAGAAAGUUAUUUUUGACAACGAGUCGUAUUACAAGAGGAUAUGUGUUUUAGCUGAAAGCACGCUUUUGGAGGCUGAGUAUCGAGCGGUCGAGAGCGAAAAAUACGCUUUCGUAAAUGUAAUAGGAUGUGGUCUCGGAGUAUGGAUCAUGCUACCCCAUCAAGGGGACGUGUAUGUUCUCACUUUCUUGGAAAGAAUCCACAGUCUGCUUCAGGAAAACAUGUUGAACCACAUUUCAGACGUCAAUUUUGCUUACGUAAAUGUCAGUUCAGGAAUUGAAGGAUUAUUUACGGUAGAUACGGAACAUAAAGAAAUACCAUUGAGAAAGCUUUUCAUCGAGUACGAUGGACACCCUAAAGGUGGCAUUAACGUCCAGAUGCACAACAGAGAGCCUUCGUCCAAGCUGUCAGGUGAUCACGCUGGCAAACUGCUUGUCAUGACUUAUCCCUGGGACAGCAAUGCGCAUCCCGGAAACGAGUUCUGGUGCGGCCUUCUCGCUUCAACUGGCGACUCUGCGGCCGCUAGCUCCACCCAAAUAGCGGAGCUGCACAAUGCGCACAUAAACCCUGCAGUUAGUGCGGAUAAUGUCAGAGUUGUAGGCCGACACGGUCUCAAAACACUAUCCGAAUACUGCCACGAUCUAACUACAUCGAAUUGAAAGAGAUGGAAAAUAUCAAAAUGGAGAAACGAGUCUUGCUGGGCAAGGAAUAAUUGUUAAAAUUUAUAUUAAAAUAAAGAAUAUUUAAUGCA